UCCAGACGAUGCCAUUUCCUGGGGCUGGACGCAGGCGCGAGCAGGUUGGUCAUAAGGCGAGACGUUGCCCAAGAACGGCUUCACUCUUGGGACACUCUUGCUAUCUUCUGAGCCGGUCAUGGCUGGGGAAAUAAUUUAUGCUGAUUUAAGGCAUCCUGGGGAUGGUUUUUCUUCUGCCGAGAAGCGUCACGCUCCUGCCUUGUGCCCACGGUGGCAUGGGGUCGUCCUCAAAGUCAGUGGGCUGGGGCACCUCGUCCUGCUGGUGCUGGUGGUAGUGCUGAGCGCACAGGUUUUUCAGGGCUCUCUGCAGCCGGUGACGACAAGCAUUCCCUGGCAAGGCAGCGAGACCCGGGGAAAGAACCACACGGAGCAAUGCGUGAUUUCAGCCCUGAUGCAGUAUUACUGCAAGCCCCGGCAGGACAGCCCCACAGGUAACUCCCCCCGCUUCCCACCCAGCUCUGCUGGGGGAUGCUCAGGUGGAAUUUUUGAUGAGGCUUCCUCCGCCCUUCAAUUGCCAGGAUGCCCUUGGGGAUACGAGUUGGUGACCCACCAAAGGGUUAUUUGGCAAAGAGGGUUGUUGCAAGGAAGUAUUUCUUUUUGCAUACAUGGAGGAGCAGGACUAACCCCAGGGAGGAGGUUCCUCACCACCCUUCCUCCACCCCAACCAGCCAUUUGUGUCCCUGUGGCCACCCAACCCCAGUCGUCCUCCUCCUUUCCAGUGACUGAGCAGGAAAAAACACAACCGUGUGACAAAGACUCAAGGAUGGGUAAAGAGCCGAGGCGUGGGAUGGGAAAACCCUUGGUGCCUUUCAGGUGGUGGCUGGGGAAGACCUUGACCACCCUUUGGGUUGCCUCAUGGCUCUUUCUCCUCUUCAGCCUGUGCUGGCUGCAAGCUGUGUCCCCAGGACUGGCAGCUCCACGGGGACAGAUGCUACCGGCUUUCCAAGGAAACGGGGAACUGGAAUCAAGGCAAGAAAGGCUGCGAAAAUCAGGGGGCUCAGCUGGCAAUGCUCCGGGACAAGAAAGAAGAGGUAAAUACAGAGGAGAAGGUUUGAAAAAGACCUGCAAAUCAGGGGUUUUUUUUAGGUGGGCAGGGGAGCAAAAAGUGCCCGGCGGCAGGAGGGUUUGGGGCUGCAACAGUGGCUCUCACCCACCUCUUGCUCUGAUGUCUCCUAAGAAGUGACUGGGAAGAAAAAAGGGUGGAAUCAUCACCUAAAGCCCCUCUGUGUCCCCCCACCCACCUGUGAC
Molecule: messenger RNA, 1248 nt
Organism: Haliaeetus leucocephalus (bald eagle)
Lineage: Eukaryota; Metazoa; Chordata; Aves; Accipitriformes; Accipitridae
Product: killer cell lectin-like receptor subfamily B member 1B allele B
Exons: 3
Coding region: 119-1183 (354 amino acids)
Source: RefSeq, a predicted model, not a curated record